Sinocyclocheilus grahami is the source of this 969-nucleotide messenger RNA. Its product is annotated as histamine H3 receptor-like. The transcript has 3 exons. Gene Ontology annotation, cellular component: plasma membrane; synapse; dendrite. The record is from RefSeq and is a predicted model, not a curated record. Lineage: Eukaryota; Metazoa; Chordata; Actinopteri; Cypriniformes; Cyprinidae. The coding region runs from base 1 to 969 and encodes 322 amino acids. Gene Ontology annotation, molecular function: histamine receptor activity; G protein-coupled acetylcholine receptor activity; G protein-coupled serotonin receptor activity. Gene Ontology annotation, biological process: chemical synaptic transmission; G protein-coupled receptor signaling pathway, coupled to cyclic nucleotide second messenger; adenylate cyclase-inhibiting G protein-coupled acetylcholine receptor signaling pathway.
AUGUUUGAUCUCACAGACUGCGGCUUCAGCUUCAAUCAAAGUGAAGGAGGAAAGAUCCCUGCUAUCAUUGGCAGCACUAUGACGGCGCACACAUGCUCGGAUAUGUGUGGUCACAGGGAUGCUGGAGCCUUUUCCAGCAACUCAGGCCAAAGACAGGGAAACAAGAUGGACACAGGGCCAGUACAAUUAUUUCACAAUGAACAAAUGGAAAGUGUACAUGUAUCUUAUCGUGCCAAACAAGGAAUGGCCCACUUUGCGGUGGUGAAGAUAGCAGCGGUUUGGAUUCUGGCCUUCCUCCUCUAUGGACCGGCCAUCUUAUUCUGGGAGCAGCUGACAGGCAAGAGCCGCGUGCCAGAUGACGAGUGCUUCGCUGAGUUCUACUACACCUGGCACUUCCUGCUUUCUGCUUCAGUGGUAGAGUUUUUCUCACCGUUUUUAUCCGUGGCGUUCUUCAACAUCAGCAUCUACCUCAGCAUCCGUCAGAGGAGACUCGGCAGCAAGAAAGAAUCCUCUUCUCCAAAGAGCCAGGACGCUACAAAUCUGUACGGGGAGAAAGCACGCAUGAGCGUCCGAAUCUGCUGGAACUCCAUGAUGCUCAACAAGAAAAGCGCAGCAGACGGCGAGAAGCGCUCGGAGAACAACGGUCUGUCGAUGCGGUGCGUCCAGCGCUCGCGUCUGAGGCAGGACAAGAAGAUUGCUAAGUCUCUGGCCAUAAUCGUGUGUGUUUUUGCGGUGUGCUGGGCACCAUACACUCUGUUAAUGAUCGUGCGAGCGGCGUGCAGAGGAGACUGCGUGUCGCAUCACUGGUAUGAGGUGACGUUCUGGUUGCUGUGGCUGAACUCAGCAAUCAACCCGUUCCUGUACCCGCUGUGCCACAGCAGCUUCCGAAGAGCCUUCUUCAAGAUCCUGUGCCCACGACAGAGGUCCAACAUACCGCUGACAGCCCAUUCAUCCAGCACACACAGAUAG